AUAUAGAAUUUCCAAUAUAGUUGUAAUUAAUUAUAGCACAAAAUAUAAUCAUUCAUUUCUUCUUCCUUCCUAUACCACAAAUACUAUCAUCCAUUUCAUUCUCCCAUUUUCAAUCAUUUUUGUGGAAGAUCGUAUCAGGAUUCCUCCAAAAUCUGGCGACAAUCGAUGGAUUGGAUGCUGUAAUCGACUACCGUAGCUGUUAAUUGCACGAUUGAAGCUGGAGAUCUGUAUGGUGAAGCCGUAGACCUACUUCCAGUAAUCAAUUUCAACCAGUUCUAACCGAUUCAACCGAAUUUCACCUCACAAAAAGUGGUUCGCCGGCGCCACCAUUUGCAAUUCGCAUGCGCUGAAGCAAGCAUGGCAACUUCGUCCAGUUCGCUAAUCCGUCGCUUUGUGCCCUACCUUUCUGCCCAAGUCCGUCGGAAUUCCAGGCUUCUCAGUUACUCCUCCGCCCUCCGCGAAUCAGAGCUUUCCUCAUCAGAAUCUUCACCCCCGUCAGACGACGCCGUUCAUUUGACCGACAACUGUGUUAGGAGAAUGAAAGAGUUGCAAGCUGAAGAGCCCUGUAAAAAGUUGUUGCGCUUGAGCAUAGAAGCUGGCGGUUGCUCUGGGUUUCAAUAUAACUUUUCACUUGAUGAUAUGGCCAAUAAUGAUGACAGGAUCUUUGAGCAGGAUGGGGUUAAAUUGGUAGUUGAUAAUAUUUCAUUUGACUUUGUCAAAGGUGCAACUAUUGAUUAUGCUGACGAGCUUAUACGCUCGGCUUUUCAGGUGUCUACAAAUCCAAGUGCGGUAGGUGGCUGUAGCUGCAAAAGCUCCUUCAUGGUGAAGUAGCUAUCUCGUUUUCUCCAGACUCUUACGUGAGGAGGGCAUAUUACACAGAUUGCCAACGGUUUGCUCGACUAACCAAAUAUAUUCUGAUGCCGAUCUUGUCAUACCAUGAUUUUACCCAGCUAGAAUACAGAAGACAAAAUGUCGGUAAAAGCUACUUGUUGCAAGGUGAAAUUGAUUGUUCAUACAGUAUUUUCGAUGCAUAUGUACUACAGACGGCAGAAACUGCGAAUGUUUCAGUUCUAUCUGUGCUGAUUAGUCGUAGUUCUGCUAUGAUUCGUAUCCAUUGUAUAUGCAUACAGGAGUAGCUGUUUGCAAUAUUAGACGAUUUUGUGCACUUCGUUGGCGCUUCUUCCUUUGAAAAAGCAUAGUAAUCUGCUUAUAUGAUGAAUAAUGUAUGAAAUGAUCAUUCAAUCAUGUUACAUGUUUCGAAGGUUUAUCCGAUGCUGAUGUUUGACUUGAGAUUGAGAUGUUGCUCUAUAAGGAAUCCACGACUUGAUGCUCUUAUCCCUCA
This is a messenger RNA of Salvia splendens (bonfire salvia), 1342 nucleotides long. Its product is annotated as iron-sulfur assembly protein IscA-like 2, mitochondrial. The transcript has 6 exons. Gene Ontology annotation, biological process: iron-sulfur cluster assembly. Gene Ontology annotation, molecular function: 2 iron, 2 sulfur cluster binding; iron ion binding; 4 iron, 4 sulfur cluster binding. NCBI's taxonomy places the organism in Eukaryota, Viridiplantae, Streptophyta, Magnoliopsida, Lamiales, Lamiaceae. Gene Ontology annotation, cellular component: mitochondrion. The record is from RefSeq and is a predicted model, not a curated record. The coding region runs from base 358 to 831 and encodes 157 amino acids.